This is a messenger RNA of Odobenus rosmarus divergens (Pacific walrus), 1162 nucleotides long. RefSeq names its product syntaxin 19 (gene STX19). Gene Ontology annotation, biological process: synaptic vesicle fusion to presynaptic active zone membrane; intracellular protein transport; exocytosis. The record is from RefSeq and is a predicted model, not a curated record. Gene Ontology annotation, cellular component: synaptic vesicle; SNARE complex; plasma membrane. Lineage: Eukaryota; Metazoa; Chordata; Mammalia; Carnivora; Odobenidae. The transcript is spliced from 3 exons. The coding region runs from base 265 to 1149 and encodes 294 amino acids. Gene Ontology annotation, molecular function: SNARE binding; SNAP receptor activity.
GUGUGAAGUAAGCAAUUUGUUCUCAUUUGAUACGAAUAGCAAAAGGACAACUUUAUGUCUAACUUAUUUGAGUUCAUUAUUCGACUUUCAAUUACGUUAACUAUAUGAAACCCAUACAGAAAUUAGCCUGUGAACCAUAAGACACAGGCUUAAAUAAUUUGAUUGAAACGUUACAGAUGAUAUUGUUUUUCUCUUAAGGGCAGGACUCCAACACUGAAGGUGGAAAGCAACAAAAAGAACAAGACAAAGAGGAGGAAAGGGAAGAUGAAAGACCGACUUCAAGAAUUAAAGCAACGAACAAAGGAAAUAGAACUUUCUAGAGACAGGCAUGUGUCGACUACAGAAGCAGAAGAACAAGGGGUGUUUUUGCAGCAAGCUGUUAUUUAUGAAAAAGAGCCUGUAGCUGAGAGACACCUACAUGAGAUCCAAAAAUUACAGGACAGUAUUAACAAUUUGACAGAUGAUGUUCAAAAAUUUGGGCAACAACAGAGAAGUCUGGUGGCUUCAAUGAGAAGGUUUAGUCUACUUAAGAGAGAGUCUAGCAUUACAAAGGAGAUAAAAACCCAAGCAGAACACAUUAACAGAGGUUUGGAUGAUUUAGUAAAAGAAGUUAGAAAGUCAGAGGCUGAAAAUGGUCCAUCAUCAGUGGUGACAAGGAUACUUAAAUCUCAGCAUGCUGUGAUGUUCCGCCAAUUUCAGAAAACUAUGUUUACAUACAAUGACACAAUAGCAGCAAAGCAAGAGAAGUGCAAGACAUUUAUUUUCCGUCAACUUGAAGUUGCUGGAAAAGAAAUGCCUGAAGAAGAAGUAAAUGAUAUGCUUUAUCAAGGAAAAUGGGAAGUUUUUAAUGAAAGCUUACUUACAGAAAUCACUAUCACUAAAGCACAACUCGCAGAGAUAGAACAGAGACACAAGGAACUUGUUAAUUUGGAGAACCAAAUAAAGGAUUUAAGGGACCUUUUCAUUCAGAUAUCUCUUUUAGUAGAGGAACAAGGAGAAAGCAUCAACAAUAUUGAAAUGAUAGUGAACAGUACAAAAGAAUAUGUUAACACUACUAAGGAGAAAUUUGGACUAGCUGUAAAAUACAAAAAAAGAAAUCCUUGUAAGGUACUGUGUUGUUGGUGUUGUCCAUGCUGUAGCUCAAAAUAAAGAAGCUAUUUUA